Molecule: messenger RNA, 5883 nt
Organism: Carcharodon carcharias (great white shark)
Lineage: Eukaryota; Metazoa; Chordata; Chondrichthyes; Lamniformes; Lamnidae
Product: collagen alpha-1(VII) chain-like
Exons: 73
Coding region: 1-5883 (1960 amino acids)
Molecular function (GO): protein binding
Source: RefSeq, a predicted model, not a curated record
AUGCGCGGAAUUAAAAGUGCAGAUAAAAAUGAACUUAAGAGAAUUGCUACUGCUCCAUUUGAAGAGCACUAUUUAUUCGUGGAGGAUUUUCAUCUACUCAACACCAUUUUGGCCAAAAUUUCAAGAAGACUUUGUUUCACAGCUUCAGAGCCUCCUCGGCCAGUGAAGCCUACACCAUUGGCAGAGAAAAUCAUCGGCCCCCGGGACUUGGUGAUUAGUGAGUUGCAUUACAGCUCAAUAAGACUGUCCUGGACUCCAGCUACAGGAGACGUGAUGAGCUACAGAGUUGUCAUCAACCCAUAUUCAUCUACCGGAUGGCUGGUACCGGGGGCAGAGAGGCAGAUUGUCAUUAAUGGUGAUGAGCAUGCGAUACUUGUGACAAAGCUAAAACCCAGCACAGAGUAUUCCUUCACAGUGGUUGCUGUGUAUGCAGAUGAGAUCGGGGACCUAACAACAGCCAGUGGAAAAACAAGUGCCCUGCCUCACGUGACUAACUUUCGAGUGAUAGAGCAAGGGUUGUUCAGUCUGAAGGUGGCCUGGACUCUUCCUCUAGACCCUUUGGUGGGUUACAAGAUCUACAUACCAAGAACCAACAGACCCGGACUGGCCUAUGAACAGAAUAUCAAAGGAGAUGUCUCGUUUCAUCUGAUAGACAAUCUGCAGGAGGACAAGGACUACACUAUCAGCAUCUACGCCGUGUAUCCUGAGGGCCCCAGCGAUCCUGUGUCCACCACUGGCAGAACACUGAAACUCAUGGCAGUGCAGGAACUAAUCUUGGAGAAUGCCUUGACAGAUACCAUACAAGCAAAGUGGCUUCCAGUUAAAGGCGCAACUGGCUACAGACUUACAUGGGGAUCUUCUGGGGGAGACCUUCAGAAUGUGAAUUUAGGUGAUGCCUACCAGUUCUAUAUGAUCCGGGGUCUGCAGGCUGGAUCUGAAUACACUGUUACUGUCAACCCAAUCUUUGGUGAUGUCGAAGGCCCAGUGGUCUCUGGGAAGGUUAAGACUUUGGCAACAAGUUCUGUCCACACUCUGCGAGCGUUGUCCAUCACUACAAGCAGUGCUGUCAUCACAUGGAACGCUGUCCCCAGUGCUACAGGAUAUAGAUUGGCAUGGGGCCCCACACCAGAGUUCGUUGGGAGAGACCGACCCCGUCAAGUAGCGCUGAACGGCAGCACAACAUCACAUCAGCUCAAAUAUCUGGCUUCCAAUACAGAAUACGUUUUAGCACUUUAUGUGGUCUUUGGUUCUGUUGUUGGCCCUGGGAUAACAGCAACUGUGAAAACAACUCCACUUGGCUAUGUAUCAAACUUCAGAGUAACCACAUACACGACUACCUCGGUGUCUGUGGUCUGGAGUGCUACUGUCGGAGCAACAGAGUAUAAGAUAACAUGGACCCCAACAUCAGGUGAAGCUCAGAGUGGGUAUGUGGAUCGCAACACACUGUCUUUCCAUGUUGGAAACCUGAACCCUGGGACUCGCUAUACAAUUAGCAUCCGUGCUGUGUAUAGAAACUCCGAGGGGCCUGCUGUGUCCCUAUCUCAGAUGACAGCUUCUCUAGAUUCUGAACAGGUCCAAUCAGUGAAGGAACUGAAGGUCAUAGAAACUGGAUCCAACAGCUUAAAACUCUCUUGGAAAAAGAUGCCUGGCAUCUCGGGAUAUAGAAUAUCUUGGGCUCUACUGCGAGGAGGUCCUGAGAGGACUAGAGUUGUCCCAGCAGAUACAAUGCUUUACGUGAUAAGUGGAUUGCAAGAGAGUUCCACAUAUACCAUCCGAGUCUCGACUAUGGUUGGAAGCAGGCAUGGAACACCCAUAGUAGUCUCAGCCCAGACACGCUCCAAGAAGAAACCUUCAGUCACGGCAAAACCAAUGGCUCUUUCACCUGUCGCCCUGGUAACCAAACCUGCCCUUGCUUCAACAUUUCGAUCCGAUGCUGGGCAACUAAGCAGCAGCCAAGGCAAGUCAACCUCACCGCCUACAACCAUCACCACAAUCGUCAAGUGGAUCACUGCCACUGCCAGUCCUGCCACUGCCAGGAGAGUCUCAGCACCUCAGGCCGUGCAGGAUAGACCUGUUUGUGGCAGAGCCAAGGCCGACAUAGUGUUUUUGGUAGAUGAAUCCUGGAGCAUCGGCCAGGAUAACUUUAAGAAGAUCCGGGAUUUCCUCUUCAGAAUUGUCUCAUACAUCCCGAAGGUUGGACCUGCAGGAACCCAGGUUGCCGUAGCUCAUUACAGUGACAAUCCCAGGACAGAAUUCCAGCUCAAUCAGUACAAGGACAGGAAUUCAGUUUUGAGAGCCAUCAGAGGAGUUCAAUAUGGAGGAGGCAACACCAGAACAGCCAGAGGCAUUGGUUAUGUAUUAAAGGAGUUAUUCCAGGCAACUGCUGGGAUGCGACAGGAUGUCCCACACAUUCUGGUAUUGCUGACUGAUGGACGGUCACAGGAUGAGGUGGAACUACCAGCAAGGGUGGCGUUUGGUUUAGGUAUUAAGGUCAUCUCUGUGGGGAUUGCGAGUGCAGAUAUGGAGGAACUCAAAAGAAUCGUCUACCGUGGCCCACGCAAUAAUGUAUUUUUCGCGAGCACGUUUGAUGAUUUGCCUUUGAUCGAAAGAGAACUGGUAGAAAGAAUCUGCACUGAAGCUACCGAGAUUGAGUAUCCUAAACAAGGUGGAUCUGAAACCAAGACUUACAUAGACAAUCAACAAACCGAGUCUAUAUCUGAAGCCUCCAAGUAUGAACCUGAAGAUGUCAGAAAGCCCGAAGGUCCCUGUGCAUCCCAGUGCUGGAAGGGUCAGAAGGGAGAACGGGGUGAAAUCGGGCCCCCAGGAAAUCCGGGCCAGCAAGGCUUCAUGGGUUUACACACGAGUGGAGGAUAUGAUUCAUUUGCAUUCGCCGAUAAGGGUGAAAAAGGAGAAAGGGGCCUACCAGGAAAAGAUGGAAUCCCAGGCCUCCCAGGCCGGCCAGGACGCACAGGCACACCUGGUUCACCUGGACCAAGGGGCCCCCAAGGAAUACAAGGGGAUAGAGGGCUCCACGGAUUUAAAGGACCUCCAGGUCCUAAAGGUGACAGAGGAGAACCUGGAUAUGUUCUGGGAGGAACUGAUGUCAUUCCUGGACGGAGAGGAGAACCUGGAUCUCCAGGUCCGAGUGGGGAGCCAGGAUUUCCAGGGGUGUCAGGCCCACCAGGACUUCCAGGGCAGCCAGGGCCUCAAGGGCAACCAGGCCUCUCUAUCAAGGGCGAGCAAGGAGCUUCAGGUGCUCGGGGUCAACGUGGGAAACCUGGUCCUAAAGGUGACAAGGGAGACACUGGAAUUCCUGGAAUUGCUGGAUUGCCUGGACCAAUCGGACUUGAUGGAGUCCCUGGGGUCCCAGGGUCCAAAGGAGAACAGGGAGUUGUUGGGAUUGGCAUCCCAGGAAGACCAGGACAGAAUGGAUUACAGGGAGAGAAGGGCAGUCAAGGGGACAAAGGGAAAGAUGGAGAGCUUGGCCAAAAGGGGAAACGAGGAAUUAAAGGAGAUAGAGGAGAAAAGGGAAACCGUGGAGAUACAGGCGAGCUGGGACCACAAGGAAUUGCUGGACUCCCAGGCCCAAUAGGUUUGAAAGGAAAUACAGGAGAUAGAGGCUUUCCAGGUGAUCCAGCAAAAGGGAUAGUAGGACCUACCGGGAAUAAAGGUGUCCGGGGAGAUAUUGGACCGCCUGGACCCAUAGGACCCAAAGGUGACCAGGGGAUUCAAGGAGUUGAAGGUGAAAAGGGAAGCCCAGGAUUUGGAAUUCCAGGCCAGCCCGGCCUCAAAGGAGAGCCAGGUGAAAGGGGCAAUGUUGGUUUGUCGGGCCGACCGGGUGAGAAGGGUGAAAUCGGCAAGGACGGAGAGCAAGGGAGACCCGGAGCUCCAGGAAGCCUAGGGCCAAUAGGACUAAGAGGUAAAGAUGGUAUAAAAGGGCAGAAGGGUGAACCAGGCAAGGGUGAAAUGGGUCCACCAGGUUACUCAGGGGAGCGAGGAAUUAGGGGACCCUUAGGCCUGCCAGGCCGGCCUGGAGAGAAGGGACACAAAGGAGAUUCUGGAAACCCUGGACAUAUGGGGGUAACUGGUCCAAAGGGACAUAAAGGCGAUGCGGGCAGGCCGGGGCUGCCUGGACAGCCUGGACCAACUGUCACCUCCCUGAACAACAGUGUUAUUAUUAAAGGUGAAAAGGGUGAUACUGGACUUCCUGGGGAAUGGGGUCUUAAGGGAGAACCAGGUGAUCCUGGCAGCGCUGGUCCUCCUGGACCAAGGGGUCUAACAGGCCCUCCAGGGCCACCUGCUUACAGAACGCAUGGCGCUCAAAAGAAUGGAGGUGUGAAGGGUGUGAAGGGAGAGAAGGGUGAUCCUGGAAUGAAAGGUGAAGCUGGGCAGAACGUCUUAACCGGACAGAAGGGUUACCCUGGAGCUAUUGGGCAUCCAGGAGCCACUGGUGUUCCAGGCAUUCCUGGAAAGCCAGGAGCAGAUGGAAAGCGUGGACCACCUGGGAAGGAUGGUGCAAAAGGUGUCCGUGGAUUGCCGGGAAUUGAUGGAAAAGAUGGUGUGAAAGGAGAGAAAGGGGCAUCUGGUUUGCCUGGACCUCCUGGACCAGGAGCCUUCCCAGGACCUCCCAUACCUUUCAAUGAGGAGACUGGGUUCAAUUAUACAGAUUUGCCAUUCAUUCCUUUGCCGGCUGGACCCCCUGGUAUACCGGGCGAGAAAGGAGAAAGGGGGCUGAAAGGUGAACAAGGUGACCCUGGACCACAAGGAAAAGGAAUUGAUGUCAAGGAUUUGGAAAAGCUUUUUGACAUUUAUGGUAUAAAGCUGUCUCUUUUGAAGAAAUUAAUCGAUAAGCUUCUUCAAAGUGGCGUGGAGGAGGUUCUGCAGCAGCUCUCAAGCUCUAAGAAAGACAAAACCACAAGGAAAAUCCAGGAUUUAAAACAGGUGGCUGAGUUAAAAGUACAGGGUUCAUCUCUGAAGUAUGACAUAUCUAGCCAGCCUCUCCCUGAAGUGGAAGGGACGGUAGAAGAACUUGAUUUAGAUACAGCAGAUCCUGGUCAUUUGGGCUUAGCUCAUGUAUACCAGAAUGGAAGUACUUCAUCCCAUGGUGUAAAGGUGAAGGAAAAGCAAAAGGCCAGGAGACAUAAAAGCAAGCAGACAUCAAUGGCAGAUAGUCCUAGUCUGGAUUACAUUUUCGAUGUCACUGAUACAGAUCUUCAUGAGUCAAAGGUGGAACAAAAUCCAUCAGAGAGUUCAGGAAAGAUUCUAGUGAGGAUACGAAGAAUGGAUUCAUGGAAGGAAGACCAGAUACGUCUACCCGGUGCUGCAGGAAUGAGAGAAGUAAAGAAGAGACUGGGGGAGUCUUAUCUCAAUACCAGAAAGUUGAAAAGAGAGAAGCAGAAUAAGGCAAUGAAGGUUGCUACUCCUGCACUGGCAUUAUCAUCGCAGAAAGGUCAAAAGGGUGAAAAGGGUCAAUUUGGUGAAGUAGGACAUAAGGGAGAAACUGGAACAACAGGAAACCAGGGUGCCAAAGGGGAAGUUGGUGAAAAAGGUCAAAAGGGAGAGCCUGGCAUUGGUUUCAGAGGCCCAGUUGGUCAACCGGGAUCUCCUGGACAAAAGGGUGAACCAGGGUUACAAGGUCCUUCAGGGGCUCAGGGUAUUCAAGGCAUCCCAGGUAAUACAGGUAUCCCAGGAUCGCAGGGUACAAGAGGUCCACCAGGAGUGCCAGGAUUCCCAGGAGCAAAGGCAACUAUUGAAACAAAUUAUGAGUUUUUUUUGUUUGAACCUCUCUUUUGUAAUCUCCAGUCUUUCUCACUAUGCAUGUGUGAACAUACCAAUGGACGUUUGAGUAACUAUGGAUACCUGGAAGUGACUGCAAUUCCAUAG